UUUUAAUUGCCUGUAUAGAAAGAACACAAAAAAUAAAGGACUGCUCUAUUGUCUUCAAGUGAUAAACUAGCCAUGGGUCUCCUUGUUUUAUUCGUAUUUGCAGGAUGCCUGACAUUGUCAAGUGCCGUGUCGUGCUAUACCUGCAGCGAGAAUAAUGUGCCUUUUGAUGAGCUAGAAGGUGUCUUUGAGUCGACCAACUGCUCAGCACCCAGCCCAACCGACGAUUUCGUCGACAUUGACAGAAACUGCACUGGAACUUGUGUCACGAGACUAUCGCUGUCGUCUCAAAAUUACGACAUCAAUCGGUAUUGCUAUGAGGGUACCCCGUCACAAAUUGCGUCACAAUGCAAUCAAAGCUGCACAAGUCCUUCUAAUUGUCGACAAUGUUGUGACACCGACUUGUGCAACAGUGAUUCUGUAGAUGAUAUCAUCUCUGAGCAACGAAUGGGCCAAACAUGUUACGAAUGCCGUCACAGCGAAAUACCAUACACCGGUAAUUUUAACCCCGGUUGCGGAUUAAGCUUCGACUUUACCGGGGAAGGAGUGAGGUACUCAUUUUGCCAGGGUCUAUGUUAUAGUGCUGUCACUUUCAUUGAGGGUGUUGAAGAUGUCCAGCGGGGGUGCAGAAGCCGGGGAGCCAGUUGUGACUAUGCCAACCACCCUUACCUGGAAGACAAGAGCGUCCGUAUCAAUAGUCUGGAUUAUAACAUGAAGUGCUGCCUAGGCUCACUCUGUAACAGCGGUCACUUCGUUGGUCCGUCUGGUGGCGUGAUCGUGCUUGUCAUUUCCUUGGCACAAAUCCUCUUUGCCCUGGCGCUCUGAUUUUACUUUGCUUUUAUAGGUGUUUCAUUUCGUUUCGUUUUAUUCCAUUUCUAACAAUUACAAAAUUUACUUUCUGUCUUGCAUUUCGAAAUUAUGAGUAAACUUUUAAAAGAUAUUUAGAUAUUUUAGAUAUUUUGUUUUAUUAUUCAUAAUGCAAUCAGGUACAAACGGAAAUUCAAAUAAAAAAUACAUAGGCCUACAUAGUUACCAACGAUGUAUAUAGCAUUUCCAUUUAUUUGAGUUUAGGGGAAAAACUGUCGAUUAAAUGCAUGCUAGUGUAGAGGUACCCGUGGACGGAGAUCGAAACCUGGACUUUCCAGACUUUAAAGUAUAUCAGCCAACUAGCGCUGCCUCUCGGCUAAGGCACUCUCUGACAGUAAGCAAUUUAGUGGAAACAUUGAUUACGUUAACAAAAAGAAUGAUAUUAAUGCAAUAGGCUGGUGGUGAGUUGUAGGAGGCUACUAAAAAAUACGAACUUGUAGUGCAGCCUCAUGACUGUUAAAAGCAUUAUUAUUAAGUAUAUCCAAUAGGCGUUUGCAAUGAUACAUAGGCGGAUCCAGGGGGGGCAGGGGGCCGCCCCCUAUUGGCGGAGCAAACAAAAAAGAAUAAAGCGGGGAAGAA
Lytechinus variegatus (green sea urchin) is the source of this 1443-nucleotide messenger RNA. RefSeq lists its product as uncharacterized. Lineage: Eukaryota; Metazoa; Echinodermata; Echinoidea; Temnopleuroida; Toxopneustidae. The record is from RefSeq and is a predicted model, not a curated record. The transcript has 4 exons. The coding region runs from base 73 to 822 and encodes 249 amino acids.